AUGAAUCACCAGGACAACCAGUUAGACGAUGCAGGGUUCUGGAACUCGGUGGUGGAUAUCUACAACGAGGUGACUGCUCUCCGAGUGGCUGCUGGCGAAAACGGUCGAAAUCAGGCACUUGCUCAUCUCCGAAUACCUGACGAAGCGAGACACAGAAACAGGUAUGUUCGGCCCUUAAGGUUGGCUCCCUACAUUACCUUGCCCGUGGUGGAGUACCGGCUCAUUUGGAGGCAUUUAAGGUCGAUUGGACCAUUGGCAAUUCUAGGACGUUUAUGGAUAUUUUGUGCUCGCGUGGCCCACACCCUAGUGGUCUCCACCCUAUUUAUGUUCACGCUUGGAUGGCUCUUUACCAGUUUGGGGCAACUGCUCUUGACAGCGGCAAACUUGGCAACGUUUUCUGAAAGCACCACCAGUGAUCUAAAGACAUAUAUAUUCAGUGGUUACCCAUGGGUCGCACCGGUGAGAGCGCAGCUUUUCAACAAUAAUGACGAUAUAUUUUAUGGUAUACCACCAGAAACCAGGUUUCCGACAUUGCUGAUGAUGGCCCAGGUGGUCUUAAACAGCAUUGUGCUCGAUCUUAAUAUGAAGUGCACUCGUUCGGCCGAUACUACCAUCUGUGUUCCCAGCACCGAUUCUCUCAUUUUUGCAUUCGACAGAACAAUUUCUAGAAAAGUGCUCAAUGGCACCUCAUGGCUCUCAUGGGCGCUCUCGCAGGUUCCCUGGCUCAUUUCCGCGGUUUCUACAUUACUAUUCGUGAUGUAUAUUGUCCCACCUAUAGUGCUUCUGGUCAAUAUGGCGGCUUACAUUCCACACAACUAUUUGCAUCGAUUUUUUUUUCACUUCCGGGUACUAGAAGCAACAUUCAAGGCACUGUGGAGUUCAAUGGACAUGUAA
Molecule: messenger RNA, 894 nt
Organism: Meyerozyma guilliermondii ATCC 6260
Lineage: Eukaryota; Fungi; Ascomycota; Pichiomycetes; Serinales; Debaryomycetaceae
Exons: 1
Coding region: 1-894 (297 amino acids)
Source: RefSeq, a predicted model, not a curated record